Molecule: messenger RNA, 234 nt
Organism: Dracunculus medinensis (Guinea worm)
Lineage: Eukaryota; Metazoa; Nematoda; Chromadorea; Rhabditida; Dracunculidae
Source: the annotation of a GenBank genome assembly
GGAAAAUUUGUCAUUUAUUUUGGUUUAUUUCAUUUUUCGUUUGUAAUAUUUAAGGGAAAAAAAGUCGAAUUGAAGCAGUCUGUAAUAAAACAGAUUAACAGUCGUAGUAAUAGUUUACAUUACUAUGUACCCGUGAAACUAGUAAGUUUGCAAACACAAGUCGUCGCUGGGAUAAAUUAUUUGAUGGAACUGAAAGUUGCUGAAUCGAAUUGUUUAAAGAAUGUCAGUUAUUAG